Molecule: messenger RNA, 1134 nt
Organism: Brassica napus (rape)
Lineage: Eukaryota; Viridiplantae; Streptophyta; Magnoliopsida; Brassicales; Brassicaceae
Product: momilactone A synthase
Source: RefSeq, a predicted model, not a curated record
UUCACCAUUUUUAAUUUUUUUGUAUUUCUUCUAAUAAAUGUGGACCUCCAAUUUUAGUUUUGUUUGUGGCCACUUGUAUCCGAGGACCGCAAUUCUGUCAUCGAGUCAAAUACCAAUCCUAGAAACUCUCAUAUUAUUAAGGAUCUCAAAAGAAGCAGUUAUCCAUGGCGGCCUUACUGAUCAGAUCCAUCGCGAGAACCAUUAAACGGCCACCAGCCACAGCAUCAGCCGCUUACUCCACAGGUGGUGGUAGAGGUUGUACUUGUACGAGCAAGAAGCUAGAAGGCAAAGUAGCUCUCAUAACCGGCGGUGCAAGCGGGCUUGGAAAAGCCACGGGCGAGUUUAUCCGACACGGUGCUCGAGUCGUGAUCGUCGAUUCAGAUGAGGAGGGCGGUUUCAAAGCCGCUAAGGAGCUAGGGGUGGCGGCUGAGUUUAUGGUCUGCGACGUCACGGUGGAGGCGGAUAUAGCCAGAGCCGUUGAAACGACGGUGGAGCGGCAUGGAAAGCUUGACGUGAUGUAUAACAAUGCCGGGAUUGUCGGGCCCACGAUUCCGGCGAGCAUAUCGGAGCUUGAUAUGAAGGAGUUCGAGAAUGUGAUGAGGAUUAACGUUAUUGGCGUUGUCUCCGGCAUUAAACACGCCGCCAAAGUUAUGAUUCCCGCUGGAUCGGGAUGUAUUUUAUGCACUUCAAGCGUAGCAGGCGUGAUUGGAGGGCUGGCUCCACAUUCAUACACAAUCUCCAAAUUUACAAUCCCCGGGAUAGUGAAAUCGGCGGCGAGCGAGCUCUGCGAACACGGCGUGCGUAUCAACUGUAUCUCACCGGGUACGGUGGCGACGCCGCUCGCUCUCCGUUACCUUCGGAAAGUGUUCCCCACGGCGACGGAGGAAAAGCUCCGGGAAACAGUGAAAGGGAUGGGUGAGUUAAAAGGAGCAGAGUGCGAAGAAGCUGACGUGGCUAAAGCUGCUCUGUAUUUGGCAUCCGACGACGGUAAAUAUGUUACAGGGCAUAACUUAGUCGUUGAUGGCGGCAUGACUGCUUUCAAAAUCGCUGGUUUUCCUUUUCCUUCUGAUUCAUGAAUCAUUAUAGUUUGAUUUGUAACGAUAUAAUAAUAUAAAUAAGGAAUAAUAAGCUAAG